UCUUGUGUUUUGUAUGCUGGUUGCCUAAACAUUAUAUUCCAGUUUCGUAAGCAUAUAAAACCACGAGGUAUAUUAAUAUUCCACUUCCAGGCGCAUCCUCGCUUUUGAUGUGGUCGAUAUGAUGGAGCUGUGAUCUCUUUGCAUGACGAUCGAUGGCAAUGGCCGAAAGGGCACACUACAGCACAAAGCACUACUAGCAUGUCGUUGUGUUCGACACCUUGCUGCACAAACUCUGUCGAGAGGUCUCUCUGUCCAACCAGAGUCGGAGUCAGUCUCAGACCCGUGAGACUGACUCGUCGAAUGCCUUGUGUGGUUCGUGGUGGGCUCACCCGACGACCUUGCAGCUGUGGUACCUUGCACUACCACGUUGUACAUUGGAUUGUCCACGACAACUCGGCCUGUCACGCCAUGAAGCAGCUCGAGAUGCUGCAUCUUCCAUGUCUAUGUCCAUAUUUUGCGCUUGUCUUUGCGGCGAUGUGAGACAGAAAGUCGCCUUUUCUGGUACACUCCGGAGUAGAUAUUUCGUUGGGUGUUUGGUGAAAUCUUCGUUGCGAUGUCACUUCAGAAAACACUGCCAACAACCACGAAUGGGGCUCAGCAAACGAGCGAUCAAGCGCGCGGUGCUGCGGGCGCAGACUGUGGAGCAAGAGAUUAAAAAGCACAACGAACGAAUCGCGGCAGAGGAAGCGCAUAUGUCCAGCAGCGGCAGCAGUGGCUACGACGACGAUGUGGUUCCCGAAGUGGUCGUGGAAGAGAGGCUGCAUCACAUCAAGGAGGUGCUGGUUGAGCAUGCAGCCCACGACCCCCAUAAACUGCGGCACAAGAUCGCCGAGGUCCUCCAUCCCCAUGUUGUCCGUCCCCCUGUGGAUAUCCCAGAGUUCUUUCAAGGCAAGAACGCAUGCGUUGCCCUCGUCGCGGGCAAGUCAAUUCCUGUCACGCACAACAUGGUCACGAACCUCCGAAGGCGGAGGAGCCUACGGAAGCGGGACUUACCCAAGAUUGGCGAAGACAAGGAAUGCAUCGUGCCUCAGCAGUCCGCCGCACCAACCAGCAUCAACAACCAAACGCAAAUAUACCUCAGCACUGUCCAAUAACAUCAUACGAGGUGAUAAACUCAUUGUGCAUGCGUGCGAGGUGUCGUUGGUGUCGUAACACGCAGGUGUUGAUGCACUUGUCGUCGCGGACACUCCCCACAUUGGGCAUCCCCUUCAACCUGGUCCAAUGAAGAGUCUUCCUCGAGCCAUUGCCAUACUAGUACGUACCACCCCAGAAAAAUGUUGUGGACGUCCUGUGCCAGCAAAGCAACCCAAGAAUAAUAUUAUUAUCAAGGUCAACAUUAUCCGGAAGUUAUUUUAUUUUGGAAGUUCAAUACAAAAACUACGCUAUUAAUAAAAUGAGAAGUGGAUUUCUAUCCGGAAACCACCACCCUGGCAAAAAAACGA
Molecule: messenger RNA, 1442 nt
Organism: Aphanomyces astaci
Lineage: Eukaryota; Oomycota; Saprolegniomycetes; Saprolegniales; Verrucalvaceae
Exons: 1
Coding region: 438-1094 (218 amino acids)
Source: RefSeq, a predicted model, not a curated record